AUGAAUGCAGGUUUUCUUCGUGAGUCCGCACCGUUGCACGAUUUGGUCCGUCGGUAUGCUUCUCCGAUACGCAAGACGACGUCUCCGGCCUAUCGAAAAGGGUGGAAUGCCUUCAUACUAAACCCCCAUCCGCUUACGCUGCGCUGUGUAUCCUCAUGGUCUUUCCCGUCAUUUUCAUCACCCCACCCCACCGCGCGGCGUUCCCAGGCAUCGUUUAAAUUAGGCAAUUCCCCCCACACCACCGCGGAAGAGGAGGAGCAGGAUAAAAUCCUCGAGGAGGAGGAAUUCAGCGCGAUGCAGGAGCGCGCGGAGGAGGAGGAUCGCUACCUCCCCUUCGCUCACCGUCUCGCAGGGAAGGCGGAUGCGCUCGACAUGGAGCUGCGGCGUCUUCGCUGGGAGCUCCUCGAACGGCAGCAGCUGCUGGUGGAUACGGAAGGGGGAACGUUCUUUUGCCGCCCGGCGAACCCGCGGCGGGUGUUGGUUCGCGUUUUUUCCAACCAACGCGCCUCUUUGCAAAACGAUUCCAUCACCUCAAAAUCGAGAAACAGCUCCCUGCAGGGGUUGAAAAAUCAUGACGAGGAGAUGACGCUCACGGCGAAGGAUCUCCAGCCGUACUCGGGGUGGUGUGGAUCCCCUUCUGUCGUGGUGCGGUUCGUUGCGUUUCUCGCGCGUCGUCUGCUGGGGUUGCUUUCGACCCAACAACCUCCCCACCGCGAUGGGGAAGACGCCUCUACGAAAGAAAUCGCAACGCUCACGCAGGAUCUCGAUUACAUCCGCCGCGUGCGAUCCUACCACGCACUGAACUUCUACAGUCGGAUGAACCUCACCCCGAAGCGGCAUCUCGGGCAUGCCGUGUAUAUCGUAUUGUGGAAUUUGUGGAUUGGGGUUCAAAACGGCCUCGGUUGCCUUAUUUUCUAUACCAUGCGAGAAAUCAAAGAAACUGGGUGGAUCCGUGGUCUUUUGAGGGGUCCGUUAAAGGGAGGAUGGGCGGGGUUGAAGUUUAUGGCCUACGGCUGGGGGGUUUCCCCGUUUAUUCACCUCCCUUGUGGGCUUUUUAAUAGCCUCUACGGACCGAUGAACUUCUUUACUGGGAACUACUUCUUCGACGCCCUCAGCGGGCGAUGGAUGCGGUGUAACAUGGUGGAUUCCCAGCUCCACCGGCAUUUAUUGCAGCGCGAGAAGCGGCUGAUUCGCGCGAUCGGCCGUCUGGAAUUCAAGAGAAAGCGCAUGCGCGGCGAGGAAAAAUGGGCGAGGCGGCUCGCCGCGAUGGGCUUCUCCUUGGAUAAGUUUGGUCAAAAAUUUAUGUCGAAGCAUGGGCGAAAUGCGAACGGCAAGGCAUCCCCCACAGCGCGUGGAAGGGAAAGCGAAUCCAACCUUUACGAGGUCCUCGGGGUAAAGCGCACCGCCACGCAGCAGCAAAUCAAGGCGCAGUAUAAAAAACUCGCGAUGCUCUUCCACCCGGAUGUCAUCCCGCAAAGCAACGGCUCCGCCUCCGAGCGCGAGCGGCAGGAAGCGCAGUCGCGGUUUGAAGCCAUUUCGAACGCCUACGGCGUUUUAUCGAACCUGGAAAAGCGUCGCGCGUACGACAUCGGCGGGGCGCGCGCGAUUGAGAUGCAGGAAAGUCGUCACGGCCGAUUUCUCGCGCGCACGCCGGAGGCGAUGGUGCAGAGCAUUUUUGGCGGCGAGGCGUUUCGUCGGACGCUGCUCGGGGAGCUGCUGCGCUCGCACUGGGCGCUGCGCACAGAGGCGCAGGUGAGCGUCUCCCUGCAUCAAUUUGAGGAGCUCCUGUGCAUUCGGGUUCGCCAAAUCGCGCUCGAGCUCGCGGCGAUCGCCGACGUCCACGCGAAAGGCGAUGGGAAAGGAACCGGAAAGGGGACGAACCCCCCCUUUGAACGACCCCGAGGGGGGGGGGCGAGUAAGGGAAAUCGCUCCAAGAGCCCCUCCCCCUUCCCCUCUUCUUCUCCUUCUUCUUCUUCCUCGAAUGCGAAUGAAACCACCUCAACCCACGACGCGCGCCUGGAGCUUCACCCGGGGAGCAACGCGGCGAACGACUUUUCGCGCGAUUUCGACGAACGCUGCGAGCGUUUUGUGGCGCGCCUCGCCGAGGCCUGUUUCGGCCGCGAGCUCCUCUACGAGGUGGGCGAGGCGUACGUCGUCGGGGCGCAGCGCUUCCUCCGACUCCGCCCGUUUUACGCGCCGAAAAAGCUGCUCAACCGGAAGAUCUUCUCCGGCGUCAGCCGCAUCGUGGAGGCGAUUUUGGAAAAAAAGAACCCCCUCGGCGAGGAGGCCCUCGCGCGGCGGAUUUUGGUGGAGUAUUUCAACAUGGAGUACGAUAACGUCGUCGCGGACGCCCACGUCGUGCUGCGUUAUGCGGUUCAGAUGGUUUUGCAGGACGCCACGCAGAGCGCGGAGGUCCGUCGGCGGCGCUGCUACGCGGUGUGGUGGUUGGGAAAGAAGAUGAUGAAAAAGGGCUCGCCGUGGGAUGCCGUGAAGCGCGAUGACGGCGAUCUCAUCGCGUACGUGCAGCAGGCCGCCAACGCCUCCGCCACCACCAGCAAACCACCAGAAUUUUAG
Phytomonas sp. EM1 is the source of this 2574-nucleotide messenger RNA. The record is from the annotation of a GenBank genome assembly. NCBI's taxonomy places the organism in Eukaryota, Euglenozoa, Kinetoplastea, Trypanosomatida, Trypanosomatidae.